AUGCGGACUAUGCUGGUGAUCAUGAAACUCGUCGAUCAACUACCUUCUGACUUAAUUCAGUCUUUUCUCUCCCUAUGGUCUCGCUGCUACCGCGCAACUGAACUAUCCUUAUCAGUCUCGUGGCUCUGCACCUCUCCUCUACAGCCGCUAACGCUCCCGGUUGACUCCUGCUGGACAAUUUCGAGUACAAUCCAAGUUCCCGCUAAAAAAAUGUUGAGUUUACGACACAGAUGUCAAAUAUCUACGAGCAGCCUCGUCUUCUUAUUUUAUUUAGAAAAUAGAAAAAAAGGAAAAGAAAUAAGUGAAUAG
Capsicum annuum is the source of this 309-nucleotide messenger RNA. Lineage: Eukaryota; Viridiplantae; Streptophyta; Magnoliopsida; Solanales; Solanaceae. The record is from the annotation of a RefSeq genome assembly.